AUGGAAUCGUCAAUAGCUACUGCGAAACCCUCAGACGGGCACAGCUCGGCCGUUAACCCGACCCCACUGAAGAAGAUCAGCAAGCAAGCAAAAACGACAGCGCGGAAGAGCAAGCGCAAAGCCAAACAAGAACAAGAAGGACAGACUCCGGAGCAAAUUGCUGCAGAGAAUGCUGCGAGAAGAGAGAGAAACGUUGCUAGGCAACAGAAGUUGAAGGCUAAAGAGAAGAAGGAUGCGCUCCUUCGGGUGCAGAAGGAGAGGGAGGAGAAGGCGAAGCGUGAGGAGGAGAGAUUAUUGAAGAUGAAGGAGGAUGCCGCACUUACUGUGUUUAUUGCUAUGGUGGCGAGGUCAGAGAGUACUGAAGCUGUCCUUGAGAGAAGGCAUGUGGCCAUGGAGAAGUUGGCGAAGCGGCUAUUUCCGUUUUGGUUCUGGUAUCAACAUAUCAUUUCGAGGAUCAACGUACAGGUUGAUUCGCUUGAGUAUCUACUGGCGUUCAAAGAAAAUACGCUCAACCAACGAAUCCGGAAGGCUCGGGGUCUUGAGAAGGUACAAGACUACUUCAGACGCCUGCUGAGCUCGGUUAAAAUGUUGGAGAAAGGGCAGAAUGCAAGAGUAAAUGCUGUGCUUUGUGCUUGUGAGCUGGCAAAGAACAAAGUCAAGUCAGGUCCAGAGCCAGAUUCGAGCUGA
This is a messenger RNA of Cadophora gregata, 687 nucleotides long. RefSeq lists its product as uncharacterized. Lineage: Eukaryota; Fungi; Ascomycota; Leotiomycetes; Helotiales; Ploettnerulaceae. The transcript is spliced from 2 exons. The record is from RefSeq and is a predicted model, not a curated record. Bases 1 to 687 code for a protein of 228 amino acids.